This is a messenger RNA of Periophthalmus magnuspinnatus, 891 nucleotides long. It is a transcript of the gene rpl7a, whose product is annotated as ribosomal protein L7a. NCBI's taxonomy places the organism in Eukaryota, Metazoa, Chordata, Actinopteri, Gobiiformes, Gobiidae. Gene Ontology annotation, cellular component: ribonucleoprotein complex. The transcript has 8 exons. The coding region runs from base 60 to 860 and encodes 266 amino acids. Gene Ontology annotation, biological process: ribosome biogenesis. The record is from RefSeq and is a predicted model, not a curated record.
AGUCUCGCGGUAUUUAGGUUACCCAGAAUGCCUUGCCCUUCCUUUCUGCCUGAAACGACAUGCCUAAGGGAAAGAAGGCUAAGGGGAAGAAGGUGGCACCUGCCCCUUCUGUGGCCAAAAAACAUGAGGCAAAAAAAGUGGUGAACCCCCUUUUUGAGAAAAGGCCCAAGAACUUCAGCAUUGGCCAGGACAUUCAGCCCAAGCGUGAUUUAACACGUUUUGUCAAAUGGCCACGUUACAUUCGCCUGCAGAGGCAACGCUCCAUUCUGUACAAGCGGCUGAAGGUCCCUCCUGCAAUUAACCAGUUCACCCAAGCCCUGGACCGCCAAACUGCUACACAGUUGUUUAAACUGGCUCACAAGUACAGACCAGAAACCAAGCAAGAGAAGAAGCAGAGGCUGCUGGCCCGGGCUGAGCAGAAGGCAGCUGGAAAGGGUGAUGCUCCUACCAAAAGGCCCCCUGUACUCCGUGCUGGCGUGAACACAGUCACUUCUCUGGUUGAGAGCAAGAAGGCCCAGCUUGUUGUGAUUGCCCAUGAUGUGGAUCCAAUUGAGUUGGUCGUCUUUCUGCCAGCGCUGUGCCGCAAAAUGGGAGUCCCUUACUGCAUCGUCAAGGGCAAGGCUAGACUGGGUAGGCUGGUGCACAGAAAGACUUGCACUUCAGUUGCCUUCACACAGAUUAACCCUGAAGACAAGGGUGCACUUGCCAAGCUCGUGGAAGCUAUCAAGACAAACUACAAUGAUAGAUACGAGGAGAUCCGUCGUCACUGGGGAGGUGGAAUUAUGGGACCCAAAUCUACGGCCCGUAUUGCCAAGCUGGAGAAGGCAAAGGCUAAGGAGCUUGCUACAAAGCUUGGUUAAACUGAUUUUCAAUAAAAAAUGUCUACCCAAA